Molecule: messenger RNA, 627 nt
Organism: Menidia menidia (Atlantic silverside)
Lineage: Eukaryota; Metazoa; Chordata; Actinopteri; Atheriniformes; Atherinopsidae
Source: the annotation of a GenBank genome assembly
AUGAAACCGUACAUGUUUCUGCUGCUUUUGGGAAUACACAAAGUCGUCACAGUGUAUCACUCUCUGAAGUAUUUCUACACGGCGUCUUCAGGAGUCUCACAUUUUCCAGAGUUUGUAGCUGUUGUGCUGGUUGAUGAUAUAGAAAUUCUUCGCUAUGACAGCAAGAUAACAAAAGCCACCCCUAAACAGGACUGGGUGAUUAGAGUUGAACAAGAUCACCCGCUUUUCCUCCAGAAUAGCACUGAGAGCUUCAGAGUGGCUGAAGAAGUCUACAAAAAGAACAUUGAUAUAGCAAAGCAGCGCUUCAACAAAACUGAAGGUACUCACAUUUUGCAAAUGAUGACCGGCUGUGAAUGGGAUGAAUCAGAUGGGAUCACAUAUGGCAACUUACAGUUUGGGUAUGAUGGAGAGGACUUCAUAGCGUUUGACCUGAGAACAGAGAGGUGGAUCACUUCCAGACCACAGGCCCACUCGACCCGGGCAAAAUGGGACCGGGACCAAGAGGACCGAGCAUACAGGAAGAAGUAUCUGACCCAGACCUGCGUUGAGUGGCUGAGGACGUAUUUGAUGUAUGGGAAGAGCGUGCUGAUGAGAACAGGUACAGGCACUUUAUGGACUCUAAGCUGA